AUGGGCCUCUACCUCCUCGACUACGGCGCGGGCAACGUCCAGAGCCUCGCUAACAGCAUCAAAAAGCUCGGACAUGCCUUUCAGUGGAUUUCCUCACCAGAGGACUUCGACAAGGCCACAAGCCUCAUCUUCCCUGGCGUCGGCGCAUUCGAGAGCGCGAUCGAUGGCCUCAUAUCACGCGGCCUUUACGAGCCCCUGCGCGAGUACAUCGCCUCGGGGAAACCGUACUUCGGCAUCUGCAUAGGCAUGCAGGUCCUCUUCCGCUCCUCGCUCGAGUCCCCCACCUCCACCGGGCUCGGCAUCGUCCCGAGCGACAUCGGCCUCUUUAGCAACGUGGACAAGUCCGUUCCCCACAUGGGCUGGAACUCGGUCGAGUUCCUCGAUCCGGCGGAAACGGCGCACGAAGGCAUCGACCCCGCGGCGCGCUACUAUUUCGUCCACUCCUUCCGCGCGCCAUAUGACUGGGAGCACGCGGAAGCCGCCCAAUGGGCGCACACCACAACGCAGUACGGCCAGGAGGUCUUCUUGGCGUCGGUUCGUAAGGGGAACGUCUUCGCGUGCCAGUUCCACCCGGAGAAAUCUGGAAAGGCGGGCCUGCGCGUUCUUGAUGCGUGGCUCCGCUCAUCUGAAGCGGAACGUGCGACGAGUCCGCCCACUCCCCGCGUAGCACGUCAUCCGAAACCCAAGGAUGGCUUCACGAAGCGCGUCGUGGCAUGCAUGGACGUCCGGUCGAACGAUGCCGGUGACCUCGUCGUGACGAAGGGCGACCAGUACGACGUCCGCGAACGCACUGGCGCGGACGGCAUACAAACACAAGCAGCAGGCGAGGUUCGCAACCUCGGCAAGCCCGUCGCACUUGCCGCACGAUACUACGAGGAAGGCGCGGACGAGCUCUGUUUGAUGAACAUCACUUCCUUCCGCCACUCACCGCUUCUCGACCAGCCUAUGCUCGCCGUCGUCCGGGCAGCUGCCGAGACGGUGUACGUCCCGCUCACCAUCGGCGGAGGCAUCAAGGACACCGUGGACCCAGACGGCACCCCGCACUCUGCGCUUGAGGUUGCCGGGACGUACUUCCGGGCGGGGGCGGACAAGGUCAGCGUCGCGACUGAGGCCGUCUUCGCAGUGGAGAAGAUGCGCACACGUCCUAGCGCAGACGGCAUCGGAGAAGGCGACGGGACGAGCGCUAUCGAGACAAUCGCGCACGCGUACGGUCGGCAAGCGGUCGUCGUCUCGGUUGACCCUCGAAGGGUGUACGUCGACGCCGACUACAACGGCCCGUAUAAGGACGAGCUGGUGUUCGGCAAGCCGGACGGCACAGAGAAGGAGCGCGGCCGGGCGUGGUGGUACCAGUGCACGGUGCGCGGCGGGCGCGAAGACCGGCCACUGUCUGUCGCACAGCUCGUCAAGGGCGUGGAGAAGCUCGGCGCGGGCGAGAUCUUGCUCAACAGCAUCGACCGGGAUGGGACUGGGCUCGGAUUCGACUUGGACCUCGUUGCAUUGGUCCGGCGCAGCGUACGGAUACCGGUCGUCGCCAGUAGCGGUGCAGGACGGGCCGCGCACUUCGUGGAGGUGUUCGAAAAGACAGGCGUGGAGGCUGCGCUGGCCGCGGGAAUCUUCCACCGGCGGGAGGUCGGGAUUGACGAGGUGAAGGCUGCGCUGACGGCGGCGGAUAUCAAUGUGCGGACCGCCUAGAGACGAAUUUGAAUGAUAUUGUACAAUAAAUGUACUCCACAAGCGUCG
Messenger RNA from Trametes versicolor FP-101664 SS1, 1740 nucleotides. Its product is annotated as imidazole glycerol phosphate synthase HisHF. The record is from RefSeq and is a predicted model, not a curated record. Lineage: Eukaryota; Fungi; Basidiomycota; Agaricomycetes; Polyporales; Polyporaceae. Gene Ontology annotation, biological process: L-histidine biosynthetic process. Gene Ontology annotation, molecular function: imidazoleglycerol-phosphate synthase activity; oxo-acid-lyase activity. The transcript has 2 exons. Bases 1 to 1692 code for a protein of 563 amino acids.